Monoraphidium neglectum is the source of this 1028-nucleotide messenger RNA. RefSeq lists its product as hypothetical. The record is from RefSeq and is a predicted model, not a curated record. The annotation marks the transcript as partial. The transcript has a single exon. Lineage: Eukaryota; Viridiplantae; Chlorophyta; Chlorophyceae; Sphaeropleales; Selenastraceae.
AUGAGCAAGCGCAGCGCGAGGCGCCGGGCCGCGGCCAGGCAGCAGGAUCAGCAGGCACGCAAUAAUCAAUCCCCAACCAGGAACGGCUCGCCCACCCCCAGCCCCGCCGGCACGGGCCGCGCCUCGCCGCGCAAAGCACGGCCGCCCCCUGCGCAUGCUGGGAGCCCGCACGGCGGCGCGGCGGCCGCCGCACCACCGAAUAAGGGCAGCGCCGCACCGCAGCUGCCGGAAAGCGGCGCGGCGCCGCCGCCGCGCGAAGCUGGCUCCGCACAGCGGUCGUUCAUAGCUGUCACAGCGCCGACGCUGCCUAUCCCGCGCGAAGCGGCUGCGCUUCCAAUCGCGGACGGCGCGAGCUCACAGACAGGCAGGGUCAGCGACGCCCCGCCGCCCUCCUCGGGCGCCGCGCCGCUGCCUUCGCCUGCGGGCGUCCAGGCGCCGGCGCCGCUCGAGGGCGCCGCGGCCCCGCCGCCGCCCGAAGGCGGCGAGGUGCCGCAGCGCUCGUCUGGCGGCGCGGGGCCGGGGUCGGGGCUGGCGCUGCUUUCUGGCGGCCACAAAGUAUCGGACCUGGUGGACCGCUUUGAAAUAGAGCCUGGCAGCGGAGGCGCCAGACCCCCGCCCCCAGCCUCGGACGGCUGCCUACACACCCACGCAGCGCCAGCGGCCGCGACCACCUGCGACGCGGCUGCUGAAGGGCCGAUGGAGCCGCAGCAGCAGCAGCAGCAGCAGCAGCAGCAGCAGCAGCAGCGCGCGGCGUCUCCGCCGCUGCCGCGGCUGCGUUCAACGCUGCCAGGCGCGGCCCAACCACCGAGCGAUGCCGGCCGAAUCGAGACUGCUACGGCCAACGCUGGCGCCGCCACCGACAGCCAGGACGCAUCCGAGGGACCGGGCGCGGGAGCGGGCGUUGCGGCAGCCGUCGGCGGCCCAGCCGUGGCGGCGGCGGACGGCGCGCCGGCGGCGCCAGCGGGCGCGUCGCAGGGGGCGCCUGCGCCGAAGUAUGCUGUGAAAGUGAUCCCGACCAUCAGCACCAG